Molecule: messenger RNA, 687 nt
Organism: Dermatophagoides pteronyssinus (European house dust mite)
Lineage: Eukaryota; Metazoa; Arthropoda; Arachnida; Sarcoptiformes; Pyroglyphidae
Source: RefSeq, a predicted model, not a curated record
ACAUCAACGAAUUGGAAAAAACAGUCGAUGAAAUCAAAUGUUUAUAUCGGGAAGCUGUUGAUCAUAAACUGGACUCGUAUAUCAUGGAAAAUAUCAUUCGGCCGGCUUUCCUUUCUAAAUGGUAUUCUCAAUUGGCUGCACAAUCUGGAACGACAUGCGAAAAACUCGUGGAGUUUUUCUCUCAGGCAGCUAAAGAAUGUAUCCGAAAUCGAGAAAUAUUAGAGGUGAAUCGGGUUAAUGUGUCAACUUAUAAUAAUUGUGCAUUUUGUGGACAAAAUCAUAAAUCAAUCUCGUGUAAUGCCAAUAUGACUAACAUCGAUCGGAAAGAUAUAGUUUUUAAAAAGAAACUAUGUUUCGUUUGUCUUCAAGGAAACCAUCGGGCUGGUCAAUGUAAAUCUAAAUACGUUUGUAAAAAAUGUGGUAAACGUCAUUCGUUUUUGAUUUGUACUGAAAAUAUUGUGGCCACCGGAAGUAUCACGGCACCUGGAAAUGUCGCUGUACAAACAGUUCCAAAAAACUUGUAUGGCGACCCAACGGCUUAAUUUAUUUCAAUUGUCUUGUUAAUAAUCGACCAAUUAAGGCAUUUUUAGAUACAGGAGCUCAAAUCACCUGUAUUUCGAAGUCCUUAUUUGAUCAAUUGAAAAUACAAAUAAUAAAUAAUUCGAUAAUAAAUAUUCGACAACUUGA